GGAUGGGAAUUCAAAGUUAAAAGUGAGCAUGGAAGAAAGGUUUACACGACUAGAAAACGCAAUCGUAAGGCGAGAACCUGCGCGGGCUAAGAUACAAAGGGUAGCACAUCAUCUGGUUCGUGAUGGAAUGCAUUACGAGAAGCACUACUCACCCAGACUCAUGUCAUUGGGUCCCAUCCAUCACGGUGCUCCGAAACUGCAGCUAGGGGAGCAGUUCAAGCAAAUGUGGGCUGCAAUGUACAUCAGGAGCACUGGACAAGCCCCACAAAGUCUACACGGAAGGGUUUUAGAUAACAUGGAAGAGGUGAUGAAGCUGUUCGCCACGGAUCUUUUUACCACUUUCUCAAACUUUUCUGAUCAAGGCUUCGGUAGCAUGAAAGAAAUGAUAUGUUGGACGCUGUUUGUGGACGCCUGUGCCUUGCUACAAAUAUUGGAAAACGCCGAACUUGGCGAAGCGUACAAAAUGAAUGUUAAGGUUGAGCAACUGAAUCUUGUGGUGCAGGAUGUGAUUUUGUUAGAGAACCAGCUUCCGUUCCCGUUGCUGAAGCUUCUAUGGAGAGACACCGACGAGAGCUCGUUGAUCCCAAUCAUGAAAAAAUUUCUGCGCUAUUAUUGGGACGCUAGAACAGAAGAAUGGGAGAUAAUGCGUAUCGAGCCACCUACUCAUCUUCUCGAUCUUCUGCGCUCCAUCAUGCUGCCUGAAUCACGUCAUCCUGAUAACAGGGACAGCAUAAUCUAUUUUCAUAGCAAAUUCUUGGGGAAAAUGUUAAUACACAGGAACAUAAUGGAGUUGAAAGCGGCAGGGAUUGAAGUGAAGUCAAGCAACACACCUUGGCCAGGUGACAUAAGAUUUUCCCUUGGUUGGCUUCGUUCAAAAUUGGUUCUUCCAGAGAUCGUUGUGAAUGAAACUACAGCUGCUAAUUUACUUAACUUGAUAGCGUAUGAGAUGUGUCCUGAUUUUGAGAAUAACUAUGAGAUUAACGAUUUUGUCUCCUUCUUGGACACACUGAUAAACCACCCUGAUGAUGUCAAGGCAUUGAGAUCAGAACAAAUUGUGCUUAACUAUCUAGGGAGCGAUGAGGAAGUGGUGAACCUUUUCACUACCAUAAGCUAUAACUUGGCUCAUGACAUGGGGAAUUAUUUUAUUACCAGAAAUCAUAUUGCUAUGCAUUUCGUCCAUAAAACUUUACCGACAUGGUUAGCUCUUGGGUAUCAUACUUAUUUCAGCAACCCUUGGGCAAUCAUUGCCUUCCUCGCCGCAGUUAUGGGUCUUUCCCUCACUUUUAUCCAAACUUGGUAUGCCAUUCACCCACCAAAAUAGCUACUCAUCAUGGCCUUGCCUAAUAUAAUAGUAAUAAUUGAUAAUUGAUGUAAUUAAAGGUGAUUAAUGUUGAAUCUUGAAACGUGGCAAGAUGAUGUGUUAUAAGU
This is a messenger RNA of Cajanus cajan (pigeon pea), 1428 nucleotides long. RefSeq names its product UPF0481 protein At3g47200. The record is from RefSeq and is a predicted model, not a curated record. Lineage: Eukaryota; Viridiplantae; Streptophyta; Magnoliopsida; Fabales; Fabaceae.